Lottia gigantea (owl limpet) is the source of this 486-nucleotide messenger RNA. RefSeq lists its product as hypothetical. The transcript is spliced from 3 exons. Bases 1 to 486 code for a protein of 161 amino acids. The record is from RefSeq and is a predicted model, not a curated record. Lineage: Eukaryota; Metazoa; Mollusca; Gastropoda; Lottiidae.
AUGGAUGAAAUUUGUAAUGUAUUAAAGGAAUUUAUACGAAGUGAUAUUUCACAAAGUGAAACAAGAAGUGAUACACGAAGUGAUAUAUCACAAAGUGAUACACGAAGUGAUAUAUCACAAAGUGAUACACGAAAUGAUACACGAAGUGAUAUUUCACAAACAAUAUCAGAUUUAGACAGUGAAUAUCCAAAAGCAGAAAGUGCUAGACCGUUUCUACCAGAAGAAGAAAAAGAAUUUGUAAAACCCUUCAAUAAACAAAGAUUUAGACCUAGAACAGCUAUUUUAACAGUGUGGUUUGACUAUCCCAAAAACAUGUUCUUCCAAUUGAUACCAGCAAAAGAUAAAAUCACUUUCACGAAUAAAGAAGAAGUUUUAACAGCGGUUGAUAUUCAAGAAAUAGUUAAAGCCGGUGGACGAAUAAUUAGAAUAUUAGAUGGUAUAGUAUACAAAGAAAAUUUUAAAACCCAUAUAGAGAUUAUAUUUUAA